Cryphonectria parasitica EP155 is the source of this 333-nucleotide messenger RNA. RefSeq names its product putative C2H2 finger domain protein. The record is from RefSeq and is a predicted model, not a curated record. Gene Ontology annotation, biological process: regulation of transcription by RNA polymerase II. Gene Ontology annotation, cellular component: PcG protein complex; transcription regulator complex. The transcript has 2 exons. Gene Ontology annotation, molecular function: RNA polymerase II cis-regulatory region sequence-specific DNA binding; DNA-binding transcription factor activity, RNA polymerase II-specific. The annotation marks the transcript as partial. NCBI's taxonomy places the organism in Eukaryota, Fungi, Ascomycota, Sordariomycetes, Diaporthales, Cryphonectriaceae.
AUGGAGGCUGAUAACCAACCCCGGCCCUUUCCGUGCGAGUGGGAUGCUUGUGGGAAGAGUUUCAACCGGAAAUCCGACCUGCAGCGCCAUUAUCGCAUACACACCAACGAACGCCCAUACAUCUGCAGCUGGCAAGGAUGUGACAAGAAGUUCAUCCAGAGAAGCGCAUUAACUGUUCACAUCCGGACACAUACAGGCGAGAAGCCGCACGCGUGUCAGCACCCAGACUGCGACAAGCGCUUCUCAGACUCCUCUAGCCUGGCUCGUCACCGUCGAAUCCACACCGGAAAGCGGCCCUACACAUGUUCACACCACAACUGCGCCAAGACAUUC